Molecule: messenger RNA, 984 nt
Organism: Colius striatus (speckled mousebird)
Lineage: Eukaryota; Metazoa; Chordata; Aves; Coliiformes; Coliidae
Gene: DUOXA1
Product: dual oxidase maturation factor 1
Exons: 6
Coding region: 1-984 (327 amino acids)
Biological process (GO): protein transport
Cellular component (GO): endoplasmic reticulum membrane
Source: RefSeq, a predicted model, not a curated record
AUGACACUGUGGAAUGGCUCCUUUCCCUUCUACCCUGGUGCCAAUGCAUGCUUCCCCUUCAACACCACCCGGGCCGUCAUCAUCUCCAUCUUCCUCUCUUUGUUGGCUACUUUCAUCAUCAUCCUGCCAGGGAUUCGGGGCAGGGAGAGACUCUUCUGGUUCCUGCAGGUGGUAGUGGGCCUCUUCGUGGGAGCAGUGGUCCUCACUUCACAGUUCAGCAGGGACUGGGAGACUGGCUGGGUGACAGCAAACACCUCUUACAAGUCCUUCAGCCGUGCCCUGGUGAAUGUGGAUAUUGGGGUGCACAUUGGCCUGGCAGGAGUGAACAUCACACUGGUGGGAAACCCAGUGAAUCAGGUCAACGAGACCAUUGACUACAAUGAGCAUUUUUCCUGGAGCUUUGGUGCAGACUAUGACCACAGCUACAGCGAGGGGCUGGAGCAGGGGCUGCCCAGCCCCAUCCUCUACGUGGCAGAGAAGUUCACCACACAGAGCCCUUGCGGCAUGCACAGGCAGUACCGCAUCUCUGGCCACUACGCAUCCCUCACACUGUGGAUGGCCUUUUGCACGUGGCUCAUUUCCAUCCUAUUGUUCUCCAUGCCCAUCCUGGUCUACGGCGGUUACAUGCUCCUGCUCACUGCUGCGCUGAUGCUUUUCUCACUGCUCUUCUUCUUCACUGCGAGGAACACUCUGAAGUGUCCCAUCCAGUUUGGCCCAGCUUCCCUGAAAACAGACUAUGGUGGAUCGUUUUGGCUGACAUUAGUAACAGGGCUGCUGUGCCUACUGCUAGGGUCAGGAGUCAUCAUUCUGAACUCCAUACAGCCAGCGAAGCUGAAGCUUGUCUUUAACCUGGAUGAGGGAAAGGGAGAAGAAGAGGAGAGGCUGGACAAUUCCUGUGUGGCAGCCAAGCCCAGCUGCUCUGCGCAGGACAUGCUGAUGGUCCCCGUGGAUGAGCUGUGUGAGGUGACAGCCACGCGGCUGUGA